AUGGCGCAAGACUCGCAGGAAACUGUGCCAAGAACAAAAUCAAGUCUGUGGAAAGGUCUUUCACUUGGAGGCUUAAAACACACUCUGAUCACUCAGCGUCGACAAUCCACUCGUAUUAUAUCCGAUAUGGUUCAUAACAUUGAUCACGUGAUAGAAGGUGAUGGUAACGCUCUGGCAUACACCUUACAUUGGUUUGAGAAAGCGACACAUAUCAACCGUCGAUAUUUGAUUGUUGGUGCGUUCUUGUUUGCUGUCGUGUAUCUAUCUCUGGGACGCAGUGCUGGCACCUUGUGUAAUAUCUUGGGUGUGAUCUACCCCAUAUAUGCCUCCAUCAAGGCUUCAGGUAAAAUCACCUGGGUGUAUUUAGCGGUACUUAGUUGCGGGUUUCAGUAAAACGUCACGGGGAAGCGGAUGGUAGCUAACUUAAGCUUUAGAAUUAUGUACAAGAGUUAUUCAAUCAUGUAGAUAAUUGUAAAGCUUAGUUACGUUUGUUCUAUUUCAUGCUUCUGUAAACUACAAUAAUAAUUAGACAUGUGAGUUACCUCAAGUUGUCAAUUGGGUAUAAACUAGCGUUAUCCAAAUUUGUCUGAAACUUGAAUGAUGCGUAUCCGACUGCCGUUUUUAGUGUCAAGUUUCUUCGAAACUUGACAACUAUUGUGAUGAGUGGGGGAAAAUUCAUAUGAGUCAGGGAUCAGGCAUAAUAGUGUAAACUUUCCGGGGGGUGUAUGCGAUUUAUGUUCGAAGUGAUUUAUUGUAUUUAGUCAGUGCUUUGAAGGUUAUUUAGGCAAUUUUAGUUGUCUUAUUUAAAUAUUCUUUUGUCCUUUUGCCAAGUUCACAAAAAUUUUGAGGAGUGGUUGUCGUUAUUGUAAUUUUUUUGUAAGUUUUAUAACAUUCGCUUCUCAUGUUGUGUAAAAGAUCUUUACCCCGGAACACUCGAUUUUUUCUUUAGCAGCGCAAACGCGCAUGCGCUAUCAAACCGUGGAUUACGAUGACGUGACGAUGCUAGGAAGGAGCGACACAGUGUUGUUUUCAAAUGUAUACACAUUUCAGAUGUGAAUAUUGAGUAAAUCUUUGAGAGUCUACGCAACAUAUAAAUUGAUGUUAUUCAUUGCGGGCAUUCAGUCAAGUACCGAUAUUACUUAGACGGUAUAUUCAUUAUACAGAGCUAAGAAUUAAGGAGCUACAUAGUGCUUUUUUCCAAAUGUAUAGAAAACGUUUCAGACCUAAUUAUAAAUAUUGAGAAAAUCUUCGAAGUGCCGAUAUUAUUUUGACGGUAUAUUCAUUAUACAGAGCUAGGAAGGAGCGAGACAGCGUUGUUUUCAAAUACAUAAACAUUUCAGACCGAUGAAUAUUGAUAAAAUCUUUGAGAUGCUACGUAAUAUAUAAAUUGAUGUUGUGCAUUACCGGCAUUCAAUUAAAUGCCGAUAUUAUUUAGUCAUAUUCAUUAUACUUCGACUGUAAAGGCAUGCUACACUGCUACACCACAGAAUAGGUCACUAGGUUUUUAUAGGCAAUUGGAACAUUUUCUAUAGGUGACCUAUAGGGAUGCCUAUAAGCCUAUAGAGCUGUAUAGAUGCCUAAAGGCUUCUAUAGGGAAUUGGAACAUUUCCUAUAGGCACCUAUAGGCCACCUAUAGACUUUUUUCGUAAGGGUCGAUCAGUACGAAGAGCAAAAAAUUGCAUCAGAUCAGUAGAGCAUAAAUAACUAUCAAACAGAAGUAGUGUUUGUAUAUCAUUGUAUGGCGUUCAGUAUGGCAUUUGCUAUCCAACGUGUACAGUCACGGGCCUUGUUCACAUGUCUGGCACAACGGUGCAAACUGGUGUUCAAUGGCACAAUGCAAUAUUCAAGUGCAACGAGAACACCAGAUCUUACGAGAAUCUAUAUCUGUAUCAAAGCUUGAUCAAAACUGCUAGCAAUAAACUCUGCUGUAACUGUGAAAUUAUUGACAUCUAAAGUGACAUUAUUGAAUACUUGCGAAAAGCUGAAAAUGACUCAUAAAAAAACCCAACCUGAUCUUGGCCUUGGGAAUAUAAAGUCAAAGGUCAUUGAGACUUGUUAUUGAGAAACAUGUCACAAUUAAGUUAAAAUGCGGAUGCGGAAGCUAGCGGAUCCAUGGAGCGGAUAUGGGGAUAAAAUGCGUCAUUUGAAUGAAUUUUUCGCCUCAUUUUUAUGUGUCUGUGUUUUGGAUUUAUGUUUUUUGUAAUGGAUGCAACGUCAUAUUAACUACAGUGUGUCCCCAAAAAAGUACCCUUAUAACAAUAGGAUAGAUACUUUCUAUAGAGGGUACUUUUUUGGGACACACUGUAGUUAUACAGCUAUUUCAAUUAAAAGUGUCACUGAGACUGAUGUGCAAUAUGGGCGCUGAUAGUUUUAAAUAAGUUUAGUAUAUCAGUAGCCUCAUAUGGGGAUACUUUCAGCGACAGCUCCCAAUGCAAUUGUAGUUUUAGAAUAUACAAAAUUUGGUUGUUGGUGAAAGAAUUUAAAUUUCGAGUUGUCUCGUGUAGCAUCACAAUAAAUAAAUAAAUUGUACCAGUUCCACGAGGCACGGCGAAGGAAGUGACAAUGAAAUGUUUCUCUCGUAAAAACCUUGUUCUAAUCCACAUUUUUGAGUGACGUGCAGAUGUAUGUUAGAUGAAGAAUUAGGCCAAAUCGUAUUAGUGCCGUUAUUGAAAACAAAUAAAACAAAAGGCUAAGACAAAAAAAAAACAAAGGCCUAAUGUGACGUUGUUUGGCCUAAUUGUUCAGCAAACCUAUUAACCCGCUAGACCCUACGCAGUUCUUCCCGAUCUUAUUCAAUUUGAAACUUUACACUAUCCUUGGAUCCCUAGUUAACUUUUACUCUUAAUUUUUUUAGAAAAUCUUCAUGGCCAGCAAAAAGAACAUUGGCUGAUGUACUGGAUUGUGUACAGUAUAAUCAAUGUUCUUGAAAUAGUGCUGGAGAUUUUCCUUGUGUGGCUGCCCAUGUAUUACUUGCUGAAAUUUCUCUUCCUCGCCUGGUGCAUGGCUCCUAUCACGGCCAAUGGCUCUCAUGUCAUGUACGCCAAUAUUAUCAGACCUUUGUUUCAUGAACACAAUGACAAAGUGGAAUCAGCCUUGUCUGCCGUCACCCAACACUUGACUGCUGAGAAAGAAAUCCCCAUGAUGGUACGGGAAGCUCUGAAGGACAGCGCUCAUGAAGAUUCUGUGACCUCAAAGCAAGAAUGAAAGCGAAACAAAGAGCAAUAAACGGGAAACAAAACCAAGAGACGAAACUCAUCAAUCAGAAAAAACAAGGCAAACUUUGAAAUGGUUUCAUUUGUUGCGUUUUGAGAUAAGUUCCAUUUUGUAGAAUCACAAAUUUACAACGAGAGCAUUGUUACGCUUUUUGCGCACGUCGAGCUGCAUCUUUUCUGUGAAUUCUACUCCGC
This is a messenger RNA of Paramuricea clavata, 3407 nucleotides long. The record is from the annotation of a GenBank genome assembly. Lineage: Eukaryota; Metazoa; Cnidaria; Anthozoa; Malacalcyonacea; Plexauridae.